GGGAGCGCACCUCACUGUGAGAGCCAUGGUUGACAUGGGGGGCUUGGACAACCUGAUCGCCAACACAGCCUACCUGCAGGCCCGGAAGACCUCGGAAGGAGACUGCAGGGAGCUGCAGCGGCGACGGCGGAGCCUGGCGCUGCCUGGCCUGCAGGGCUGCACGGAACUCCGCCAGGCCCUGGCCCCCAACUUCGAGAGCCUGUGUGAGCAGCAGCCCAUCGGCCGCCGCCUCUUCCGGGACUUCCUAGCCACAGUGCCGACGUACCGACAGGCCGUGGCCUUCCUCGAGGACUUGCAGAACUGGGAGCUGGCUGAGGAGGGCCCCACCAAGGGCAGCACCCUGCAGGGGCUGGUAGCCACUUGUGCGGGUGGCCCUGCCUCAGGGCACCCACACCCCUUCCUCAGCCAAGCUCUGGCCACCAAGGGCCAAGCAGCCACCACCGAGGCAGAGCGAGUGGCCCUGGUGGCGCUGGCCAAGGCUGAGGCCAUGGCCUUCUUGCGGGACCAGCCGUUCAGGGACUUCCUGGCCAGCCCCUUCUACGACAAGUUCCUGCAGUGGAAACGCUUUGAGAUGCAGCCGGUGUCAGACAAGUACUUCGACGAGUUCCGAGUGCUGGGGAAAGGUGGUUUUGGGGAGGUAUGUGCCGUUCAGGUGAAGAACACUGGUAAGAUGUACGCCUGUAAGAAACUGGACAAGAAGCGGCUGAAGAAGAAAAACGGCGAGAAGAUGGCUCUCUCAGAAAAGGAAAUCUUGGAGAAGGUCAGCAGCCCUUUCAUCGUCUCUCUGGCCUAUGCCUUUGAGAACAAGUCACAUCUCUGCCUGGUCAUGAGCCUGAUGAAUGGGGGAGACCUCAAGUUCCACAUCUACAGGGUGGGCGAUAGGGGCCUGGCCAUGAGCCGGGUCAUCUUCUACUCGGCCCAGAUGACCUGCGGGGUGCUGCACCUCCACUCCCUCGGCAUCCUCUACCGGGACCUGAAGCCUGAGAACGUGCUUCUGGACGACCUCGGCAACUGCAGGCUGUCUGACCUGGGGCUGGCCGUGCAGAUGCAGGAUGGCAAGCCCGUCACCCAGAAGGCUGGAACCAAUGGUUACAUGGCUCCUGAAAUCCUAAUGGAAGAAGUGAGUUAUUCCUAUCCUGUGGACUGGUUUGCAAUGGGAUGCAGUAUUUACGAAAUGAUUGCUGGACGAACACCAUUCAAAGAUUACAAGGAAAAGAUCAGCAAAGAGGAGCUAAAGCAAAGAACCCUGAAACAGGAGGUCAUAUUUGAGCACGAUAACUUCACAGAAGAAGCAAAAGAUAUUUGCAGACUCUUCUUGGCUAAGAAACCAGAGCAACGCUUAGGAAGCAGAGAAGAAUCUGAUGAUCCCAGGAAACACCCUUUCUUCAAAACCAUCAACUUUCCUCGCUUGGAAGCCGGCCUUGUUGAACCCCCAUUUGUGCCAGACCCAUCUGUGGUUUACGCCAAAGACAUUGCUGACAUUCAAGAUUUCUCCGAGGUUCGGGGUGUUGAAUUUGAUGACAAAGAUAAGAAGUUCUUCCAAAGAUUUGCAACAGGUGCUGUCCCUGUAGUGUGGCAGGAAGAGAUUAUAGAAACGGGACUCUUUGAAGAACUCAAUGACCCCAACAGGUCCGCAAAUUGUGGGGAAGGUAAUUCAUUCAAAUCUGGAGUGUGUUUAUUAUUGUAA
Molecule: messenger RNA, 1687 nt
Organism: Trichechus manatus latirostris (Florida manatee)
Lineage: Eukaryota; Metazoa; Chordata; Mammalia; Sirenia; Trichechidae
Gene: GRK7
Product: G protein-coupled receptor kinase 7
Exons: 4
Coding region: 26-1687 (553 amino acids)
Biological process (GO): regulation of signal transduction; signal transduction; protein phosphorylation
Cellular component (GO): cytoplasm
Molecular function (GO): ATP binding; rhodopsin kinase activity
Source: RefSeq, a predicted model, not a curated record